AUGAUGUUAAGAUGAAUGUACUUUCCACUUAUGUCCUCAUUAAAGAAUGUCCUUAAUUUCCAAGCUGGACUUGGAGUCUUAGCCAAUAUGUUUCUCCUUUUUUUCUACACUGCCAUAAUCCUAGGUAACAGACCUAAGCCCACAGACCCGAUCUCCUGUCAACUGACCUUCAUCCACAUAGUGAUGGUCCUCACUGGAGGGGACCUUUGGCUUACAGACGUAUUUGAGUCACUGAACCUUGAGAAUGACUUCAAAUGUAAGGCAACUUUUUACAUAAACAGAGUGAUGAGAGGCCUCUCCAUCUGCAUCACCUGCCUCCUGAGUGUGUUCCAGGCUGUCACUAUCAGUCCCAACACAUCAUUGCUGGCAAAAUUUAAAUAUAAACUAAAAAAAUACAUGAUUUAUGCUUUCUUAUGUAUUUGGUCUUUCAACUUGUUAUUCAUUGGCAAUCGGAUCUUCUAUGUUGGUGCUUUUACCAACACGAGUGAGACCAACCAAAUGAAGGUCACCAAAUAUUGCUCACUCUUCCCCAUGAACUACAUCAUCAGGGCACUGAUUUUAACAGUGACAGUCUCCAAAGAUGUCUUUCUUGUAGGAGUUAUGUUGACCACAAGUGCAUACAUGGUGAUUAUCUUGUUCAGACAUCAGAGGCAAUGUAAGCAUCUUCACAGCAUCAGCCACCCGAGAGCAUCCCCCGAGAAGAGGGCCAUCCAAACUAUCUUGCUGCUGGUGGUUGUCUUUGUGGUCAUGUACUGGGUAAAUCUCAUCAUCUCAUCCACCUCAGUCCUGUUACGGAAGUACGACCCAGAUAUCUUGACUGUUCAGAAGUUUGUGGUGAAUGCCUAUCCCACAAUUACUCCUUUGGUACAAAUCAGUUCUGAUAACAGAAUAAUCAAUAUGUUGAAAAACAUGCAGUCAGUGUGCCACCAUAUUUUUAAAAAAGGUUAA
Messenger RNA from Peromyscus eremicus (cactus mouse), 948 nucleotides. Its product is annotated as putative vomeronasal receptor-like protein 4. The transcript has a single exon. Gene Ontology annotation, cellular component: membrane. The record is from RefSeq and is a predicted model, not a curated record. Gene Ontology annotation, biological process: G protein-coupled receptor signaling pathway. NCBI's taxonomy places the organism in Eukaryota, Metazoa, Chordata, Mammalia, Rodentia, Cricetidae. Gene Ontology annotation, molecular function: pheromone receptor activity. The coding region runs from base 16 to 948 and encodes 310 amino acids.